Molecule: messenger RNA, 480 nt
Organism: Soboliphyme baturini
Lineage: Eukaryota; Metazoa; Nematoda; Enoplea; Dioctophymatida; Soboliphymatidae
Source: the annotation of a GenBank genome assembly
AUGACAAUGCCAGACUUUUGCGGGGUGGUCGCUGCCUUCGUUCUCUGUUCCCUCGUAUGGCACACGUGGUCGCAGCAAGUCAACACGUCGCCAGUGCAGGAUGCAGGCCCCUUUGGCAAGGACGCGACAGGCUACCUGUACGAUUUUCAGUCCGUCGAUCGUCUGUCGAUGAACGACGGGUCUUUGGACAAACGAGCGACGACACAGGAGGACUCCACGUUCCCGGACCGCCGGCAAGAGGAAGGUUGGUGGAACCUGUACCCAUUCGGAGAACGCUACUAUGACAUAGACAUGGUCGACAGGCCCUGGAAAGACUUGCAGAUUGAUCUGGACUUUUUCUUCCCGUUCUAUGGAUCCCGUUUCAACUACACGUUCUGCCGUUUCAUGAACCCAGGACUGUACCUGUCUGAGAGUCCUGCCAAUGACAUUUUCGGACCGCUGGUUAUUACCGCUUGCUUGUUGGUGACCACCUCGAAAUAA